AUGUUGCCAGAUUUCACCCUGCUGUCUCUGCUGGAAGUGUUCUUGAGCCGGGAGGUGAAUGCCGUCCCCCAGAGGGCGGGGAAAGACCAGAAGACCGGGUCGUUGCACUCUGAGAAGCGGUCACGCGGCGGCGGCAGCAGUAGCUCCACCUGGAAGGUCCUACGUCGCUCCCGCCGGACCGCUCAGCGCUACUCCGUCAGGGAUGCUCGUCGCGCCCAGCUCUCCACCUCUGACUCGGAUGCCAACUCUGACAACAAGGCCGUCGCCGGUGGCACAGGGGGAGUGCGUAGUCGGCGUUCUCGCGGUUCUACGAUCCGUGUGAGCUGCCAGCAUCACCGUUCGGAGGCUCCCUUGUUACCCUCGCCCCCUGUCCCCCCUCCCGAAAAGACCAUGGCUUUGCCUUUCCCGCUCCUCCCCCAACCCCGGUCGCUGACGGGGUCCCAGACCAGCCUGGACACAGAGACCCUGACUGACCCAGCUGCCAUGUCCAUAUUCAACCGGAUGGAGAACUCUCCCUUCGACCUCUGUCAUGUUCUGCUCUCGCUCCUGGAGAAGGUGUGUAAGUUUGACAUGAGCAUCAACCACAACCCGGGUCUGGCUGUCAGUGUGGUACCGACCCUCACGGAGAUCCUCACUGAGUUUGGAGACUGCUGUGGUCCGGGGGGAGGAGGAGAGGGGGUGGAGGAGCUGGCUGGCGGCUGGACAGAGGAGCCCAUCGCCCUGGUCCAGGUGCUCCUGGGGUGUCUCCAGGCCUCGGCCCCCAAUCCCUUCUUCUUCAGUCAGGCUCUAGAGCUGCUUCAUGAGUUCAUCCAGCAUCGCGGCCUGGAGCUGUUUGAGGCCACCGUUCUGAGGCUAGAAGGGCUGGGCCGCGCCCGGGACUCUGAGGUGGGGGGUGAGGCAGCAGAUCGUCUAAAAGGACUGAUCUCCGGGGUCCUAAAGAUCAUCAGCGCUGUGAAGACGGCCAAGUCAGAGCAACUGCACCAGUCCGUCUGUGCUCGCCGUCGCCACCGCCGCUGUGAGUACUCUCACUUCCUGCAUCAUCACCGCGACCUCUCCGGACUCCCCGUCUCUGCUUUCAAACAGGCCGCCCGCCGCAACCCCUUCGAAGAGACCGAGUCCGAGGGCAAGGAGGGGGUGGGUGACGUGGUGCGUUACCCGGACAGGUGCUGUUGCCUGGCAGCCUGUGCCCACCAGUGUCUCCGUCUGCUCCAGCGCCUGUCCUCCAGUGGGCCGGCGGUGCUCCAGGUCCUAGCUGGCGUCCAGGCCGUGGGGAUCUGCUGCUGCAUGGACCCUCGGUCUGUAGUCGGCCCUCUCCUCCACGCCUUCCAGGCUCCUGGGCUCCGCUCCUACCAGUCCCACAUCCUCUCUGUCCUCUCCCGGCUGAUCCUGGAUCAGCUAGGUGGCGGACAGCCCUCUGAGAAAGCUAAGCUAGCCUCCUGUAACAUCUGUACUCUGGACAGCAGUCAGCUGCCGGGCCUGGAGGAGACGCUCCAGCAGGGGGAGGUCGGAGUGUCAUCCCCCACUUUGAGCUACCGUUCCCAUGGUAUCCUCCCCAGCGGAGGGGGAGCAGAGGAUAUGCUGUGGAAGUGGGAGGCCCUGGAGGCGUACCAGGGGCUGGUGUUCGGGGAGGACCAGACACUCAGCCAACAGGUCGCGGGACACAUGUGUCACCUGAUGUUGAGAGGGAACGCUGUGGUCCAAUGGCAGCUCUACACGCACAUCUUCAACCCUGUACUGCAGAGGGGGGUGGAGCUAGUGCAUCACGCCCAACAACUGGGUGUGUCUACAUCGUGUAGCCAGGUGUGCACCUACCACGUCCAGUGUCUACCUGUAGAGGUGCUACUGGUCUACCUGCAGACACUACCAACCCUGCUCAAGUCCAGGGUGAUCAGGAACCUGUUCCUGUCCUGUAACGGUCUGAACCAGGUGACUGAGCUCAUCUACCUGGACCAGACUCGGGCCUGGGCCCUCAAGGUGUUUGACACGUUAAUACUUGGAGUUGGAGUGGAGCACCAGGUCCAGGAGCAUGCCGAGGCCCAGGAGAGAGAGGCCACGCUCGGCCUGGCUGAUGAGCUGGGGUCCCGUGGGGCUGGAAGUACCGCAGGUCCCAUAGGAGAGGGGGGCCCACAGAGCCUGUCUAAGUUCUACGAGUGUCUAAAAGAGGCGCGGCCAAGGGGCCGGAUUGGUCCAGGGGCAGGAAAGGGGAGGGUCCGUGGAGAGACCCAUCUGAACACCAUCAACCUCUUCCUGUGCGUGGCGUUCCUCUGCGUCAGCAAAGAGGCCGACUCGGACCGUGACUCGGUAAACGACUCGGAGGAUACGUCGGGGUACGACAGUACGGCUUCAGAGCCUCUGGGAGGGAGACUCCCCUGCCUGUCACCUGACAGCGUGGCCCUGCCCUCCAAGGAACAGGUGCGGCGUGCUGCUGACGUGUGGGUGGUGUGUCGAUGGAUCUACCUGGCGAGUCCCGUGUUCCAGAGACAGUUCUACCGGCUAGGAGGACUAGAUGUCUGUUCCCGCCUCAUCACACUGCUCAUCCAGAAACUCACCUCUCACACCACGGAUGGCAAGGCCACGAAGAAGAGUGAUGGGAAGGACAAGACUCACCCUGACGCCUCUGCCACUGCCUCAUCACCAACCUCAUCACCAACCCCAGUGGAGACAGGUUCUACCACCGCCACCCUGGGAGAGAAGGAUCCAGGACAGCACCCAGCUGAAGCUGUGAGCCCAGGGCAGGGAGAGGGUGACGGGACCCAGAAGGAUCCUGCCAGGAGGCUGGAGGAAGAGUGGCCUCUACAGAGCAUCAGAAUGCUGGAGGCCCUGCUUGCUAUCUGCCUGCACAGCGCUAACUCAGGCCUGCAGAGGAUCGAACCUGAGCUUUCAUUCCAGCUCCAGUCAGUGGAGGAGACCCUGUUAGAGGUCAGGGAUCAGCUGUCCCGCUCUGGGGUCGUCAACUCUGAUCUGGCUGUGCCCCUGUUUGACUUCCUGCUCCGUGUGGCCCUGGCCGAGGUCUGCUCCAGUCCCGAACCCCAGGAGGACAAGGCUGAGAGGGUGAGUUUUGACUAGUGGUCAGACUAGGGAGAGAGGAGCAAGGGCUCUGUGUGGUGUGAAGGGGGGCUAACUAGUGGAGGGGGACUAGUGGUCAGGCUAGGGAAGGGGACUAGUGGUCAGGCUAGGGAGGGGGACUAGUGGUCAGGCGAGGGAAGAGGACUAGUGGUCAAGCU
Salvelinus sp. IW2-2015 is the source of this 3224-nucleotide messenger RNA. RefSeq names its product lysosomal-trafficking regulator-like. The record is from RefSeq and is a predicted model, not a curated record. NCBI's taxonomy places the organism in Eukaryota, Metazoa, Chordata, Actinopteri, Salmoniformes, Salmonidae.